GCUGCGCGGCCCGAUCUGGACCUGUGUUUACUGCGCGGCUAAGCCCCUUCUGGUCGCGGUGACGUUGCCUCUCAGUCCCUCUUGCUCGCUGAGCCUGCACGCAUCCCAUUGCCGCACGCGGCGUCUCGCCCCCAGCUCCCCUGUGCCAAGCCCUGUGCUGGAUGCGGGUACCGGGCCGCAGCCGGCUUAGCCCUGGUCCUGGUUAACUGACAGCUCAGCGCUUAGUGAGAAGAGACACACUAAACUAGGAAGCGGCCAAGGCAGCAGCCUCGAAACGGAGGGUCCCCGUGUCCCAGCCAGGCAUGGCUGACCCGCACCAGCUUUUUGAUGACACAAGUUCAGCCCAGGGCCGGGGCUACGGGGCCCAGCGGCCACCCAGCGGCCUGGGCUACCCUGCGGCCUCCACCGCGCCCCAGGCGGCCUUCCUGGCCGACCCCAUGUCCAACAUGGCCAUGGCCUAUGGGAGCAGCCUGGCUGCGCAGGGCAAGGAGUUGGUGGACAAGAAUAUCGACCGCUUCAUCCCCGUCACCAAGCUCAAGUACUACUUCGCGGUGGACACCAUGUACGUGGGCAGAAAGCUGGGCCUGCUCUUCUUCCCCUACCUGCACCAGGACUGGGAGGUGCAGUACCAGCAGGACACGCCCGUGGCCCCCCGCUUUGACGUCAACGCUCCUGACCUCUACAUUCCAGCUAUGGCUUUCAUCACUUACAUCUUGGUGGCUGGCCUUGCGCUGGGGACCCAGGAUAGGUUCUCCCCUGACCUCUUGGGGCUGCAGGCCAGCUCGGCAUUGGCAUGGCUGACCCUGGAGGUGCUGGCCAUCCUGCUCAGCCUCUACCUGGUCACGGUCAACACCGACCUCACCACUAUCGACCUGGUGGCCUUCUUGGGCUAUAAAUAUGUGGGGAUGAUUGGUGGGGUGCUCAUGGGCCUCCUCUUCGGAAAAAUCGGCUACUACCUGGUGCUGGGCUGGUGCUGCGUGGCCAUCUUUGUGUUCAUGAUCCGGACGCUGCGCCUGAAGAUCCUGGCCGAGGCGGCGGCCGAGGGGGUGCCGGUGCGCGGGGCGCGGAACCAGCUGCGCAUGUACCUGACCAUGGCCGUGGCGGCGGCGCAGCCCCUGCUCAUGUACUGGCUCACCUUCCACCUGGUGCGGUGACGGCGCGGCCCGCGGGGACCCCCGCCCCAGAAACAAUAAACCGUGA
This is a messenger RNA of Talpa occidentalis (Iberian mole), 1200 nucleotides long. RefSeq names its product Yip1 interacting factor homolog B, membrane trafficking protein (gene YIF1B). Gene Ontology annotation, cellular component: Golgi membrane; COPII-coated ER to Golgi transport vesicle; endoplasmic reticulum membrane. Bases 303 to 1154 code for a protein of 283 amino acids. The record is from RefSeq and is a predicted model, not a curated record. Lineage: Eukaryota; Metazoa; Chordata; Mammalia; Eulipotyphla; Talpidae. The transcript has 8 exons. Gene Ontology annotation, biological process: endoplasmic reticulum to Golgi vesicle-mediated transport.